Molecule: messenger RNA, 3021 nt
Organism: Eurypyga helias (sunbittern)
Lineage: Eukaryota; Metazoa; Chordata; Aves; Eurypygiformes; Eurypygidae
Gene: GOLGA2
Product: golgin A2
Exons: 28
Biological process (GO): Golgi organization
Cellular component (GO): Golgi cisterna membrane; Golgi apparatus; Golgi cis cisterna
Molecular function (GO): protein binding
Source: RefSeq, a predicted model, not a curated record
CUGAAGGAAUAUCAGCAGAAGAAUAGCCCUGGAGCAACUGCAGGAACUAAGAAAAAACGCAAGACUAAAGAAGGCAGUCGACCCGAGACUCCCACCAACGAUGACCGGCAGUCUCCAGAGAACAUUCAGAACAUUCUGAAGGUGCUGGUGUCAGACCUUAACCGCUCCAAUGGGGUAGCCAUACCCUCAUUGGACAAGAGGAAGGCGUACUUUGACAGUGAUGUUGCCACUCGUAAUGCCGAUCCGCUUGCUCCCGAUGUCCCUGUGCUGUCUAACAGCAACAGCCUACCUAGUUGUGGUUCUGUUCUGCCUGCUCCCGGGAGCAUGCAGCUGACACAGAUUCACGAACCUGAGGAUCAUAAAAAUGCUUUGGAUGAGAACAGGUCUUUAUCAUCAACAGAAAGUCUCCGUCAGUUGUCCGAACAGCUCAACGGCCUGGUUUCUCAGUCUACGUCAUAUGUGAAUGGGGAGAGUGCUGUUCCUUCCACAAAUAUUAAGGAAAUGGAAACACGUUACCAGGAGCUGGCAGUAGCCCUGGAUUCCAGCAAUCUAACUAACAAACAGCUCGUUACAAAGAUAGAGGAAUUGAAGCAGCAGAACCAAGAAGCAGUGAAUCAGCUGGAGAAGGAAAAGAAGGAGUUUGAACAGAAGUUGUCUAAAGAGCAAGCAGCGCUGAGGGAACAACUACAGGUUCAUAUCCAGACCAUUGGAAUUCUAGUUUCCGAGAAGUCCGAGUUGCAGACGGCCCUCGGACAUACUCAGCAAGCCGCACGCCAGAAGUCAGGAGAAGCUGAAAACCUGGCUGCUCGUUUACAUUCAUCUCGCCAGAGGGUAUCGGAGCUGGAACGUACUUUGUCCUCCAUCUCUAUGCAGCAAAAACAGUCAGAGAAGCAUAAUAAAGAGUUGGUGAAGGAGCGAGACAACCUGAAACUGGAACUGUACAAACAAAGCAAAAGUGGUGAGGAAAUAAAGCAGCAGAAUUCGGAGCUGUCAGAGAAGCUUCACUCCCUGGUCUCCAAGAACUCAGCUAUGAAGUUGGAUAUGGAGGAUUUGCAUAAGAAACUGGAAAUGGCUGAGCUGAUGAUUCAACAGUUCUCAAAUCAGGCCGGGAGUCUGGAUGCAAACCAGCAGCUGCAGAUGGCGCUGGAGGAGAAGGCGAGCCUGGAAGCUCAGGUUGCUCAGCUCUCGGAGUCCCUUCACCAGCUCCAGGCAGAAAGAGAUCAGUAUGUAGAGAAACUGAAGGAGGAGCGGAGCAUUUGGCAGCAGCGGGUCCAGCAGCUCUCCGAGCAGGUGCACACAAUGGCUGAGGAGAAGGAGAAGCAUAUGGCCCGGAUCCGGGAGCUGGAAGCCAGCGUUUCAGAGCUGUUGAGCACAUCAGUUAAGCCCAUGGACGUUGAGCCUUCUGUGCCAGAAGGGCCGACGGCAGCUGAGCUGAGUCUGCAGGAGGAGAUCCAGCGGCUGCAGCAAGAGAAGGAGGAACUGCACGGGCAGUACCAGGCCCAGGUCCGGGACAACGAGCAGCUGAGCCACCUCUACCGGGAGCAGGAGGAGCGUCUGCUGGAGCUCGAGAAGGCUGUGCAGCGCUACAACGAGGAAUCUGUGGACAGACAGCAGAUCCUGGAGGACAUGCAGAGUGACAAGGCCACCAUCAGUAGGGCACUGAGCCAAAAUCGGGACCUGAAGGAGCAGCUGGCUGAGCUGCAGAAUGGGUUUGUCAAGCUGACCAAUGAAAACAUGGAGGUGACAAGUGCCCUGCAGUCAGAGCAACACGUGAAGAAGGAGCUGGCCAAGAAGCUGGGGCAGCUGCAGGAGAACCUGGGGGAGCUCAAAGAGACGCUGGAGCUGAAAACACAGGAAGCUCGGGGGCUGCAGGAGCAGCGGGACCAGUACUACGGCCACUUGCAGCAGUACAGCGUGGCGUACCAGCAGCUCUCUGCCGAGAAGGAGGAACUGCACAAGCAGUACUUGCUCCAGACACAGCUUAUGGAUCGGCUGCAGCACGAGGAGGUUCAGGGGAAGGUGACAGUGGAAAUGCACCUGAAAGAGCUGCAGCAAACCAAGGAAAAUCUGGAAGCUGUGGCUAAGGAAAACAAGGAGCUGCAGGCCCAGAUCAGUCAGUUAGCAGCAGACCUGGAUGGCAGGAUUUUGCACCGACUAGAGGGAGAUGGAGUUGAAAGUGAAGCAAUGACUGAAGAAAUCCAAAAACCUUCCUUUGUGAUCCCAGAGAAGUUUGAAAGCCAUGAAGAAAUGGUCUCGUUCUUGACCUGUGCCAUGUCCCAAGUGGAGAGGGAGCGAGAGGAGAUGAGGCAGCAGCUGGCUGCUCAGAAGCAGCAGUGCAGAAGCCUCCUGCAGCAAAUCGCAGCUCUGAGGCAGGAGCAGCAACGUAACGUCGUGCUGGGCGCAGAUUCCACUGGGGACACUGUUCCGGUGGAGGUUCACGAGGCGUUGAAAACGGCCAUGGAGAAGCUGCAGUCCCGUUUCACAGACCUGAUGCGCGAGAAAGCUGACCUGAAGGAGCGGCUGGAGGAGUUGGAGCAUCGCUGCAUCCAGCUCUCUGGGGAAACAGACACCAUCGGGGAGUAUAUCGCAUUGUACCAGAGUCAGAGGGCCAUCCUCAAGCAGCGACACCAGGAGAAGGAGGAGUACAUCAGCAGACUGGCUCAGGAUAAGGAGGAGAUGAAGGUGAAGCUGCUGGAGCUGCAGGAUUUGGUGAUGCGUCUGGUCAGGGAGAGAAACGAAUGGUACAGCAAGUACGUAGCAGCCGCGCAAAGCCCCGCGGCGUCAGCGGGUCAGCAGGAGGGCGCGCUUCCGGCCGAGAGGCGCGUGGAGCUCAACGCCACCGACGGAGAAGGGUUACGGGAGGUGAGUUUAUCAGACGAAGCAGAGCAAGAGGCCGCUGCUCUUCACCAGGCAGAAAUCCAGAACCCUCAGGAGCGGCUGGGCUCCCCGCUGGAAAACCCCUGCAUUCCCUUCUUCUACCGCGCCGACGAGAACGACGAGGUCAAAAUCAUGGUGGUUUAA